This is a messenger RNA of Pseudogymnoascus destructans, 2703 nucleotides long. RefSeq lists its product as uncharacterized. The transcript is spliced from 3 exons. Gene Ontology annotation, cellular component: endoplasmic reticulum membrane; plasma membrane. The record is from RefSeq and is a predicted model, not a curated record. Gene Ontology annotation, molecular function: glucosidase activity. NCBI's taxonomy places the organism in Eukaryota, Fungi, Ascomycota, Leotiomycetes, Thelebolales, Thelebolaceae. Gene Ontology annotation, biological process: (1->6)-beta-D-glucan biosynthetic process; fungal-type cell wall organization. Bases 265 to 2226 code for a protein of 653 amino acids.
CCAUUGAACCCUGCUGCUCUCAGCAUUACGUCUGUUUUGCAUAUGCCGCAGACACAACACUCUCUUACAUUCACGACUUUCUUUUGGAUAUCUACACAUUGCUACUUUCUUUUGGAUAUCAAUUCCGCAGGCAAACGGCUCAAAUCGUCGUGGCGACUCUAGAAUCUACACCUCCUGUUCGCCACCAUUUCAUCGCUCGCAACUGGCACCUCAAACAACGCUCUUGAACACCGUCAAUCUAUCCCAGCCGCACCAGCCGCCACAAUGUUCAUCCAGAUGGCGGACAGGCGGCGACCUCCUCAUGUCACCAUCAACUCGGGGAGCGAGGAAGACAUUCUCGCCCAAGAACCACACAACAACAGCAGUACCGACUCCAUAACGACCCGACAGCUCCUACCGCAGCCAUUUGCAUCGUCGCCGCGCUCCAGCGGGGCAACAUCGCCAAUUUACGGAGGGAGGCAGUUCCCCGACAGCUCGGAGCUGUUAUUACCCCGCAGCGCACCAACGAGCUAUCGCCCGUAUCGCGAUGUCUCGAAUGCGACGGACCCUUACUCGACGCGGUCGUCGCGACGGACGAGUACGAGCUCGGAUGGGGGGGGAUAUGGAGGACCUUUUGCUUCGCCGUUUGGUGAUAGGAUAGGGGGGCCGGAUGAUGAUAAUGUGAAUACACAGACGGUGACGGAGAAGUAUAAUUGUGUGCCUACGCCGGGGUUAUUGGUGUUUCCGGAAGACGUGGAGCAAGAUGAUGAGAUGCAUAAUCCCGAUCCGGAUGAGAAGGAACACAGGGAUGGGAAUAUCUGGACGAAAAGAGGCGCGGUUAAUCUUGGAGGAUUGGGGGUUCUUGUUUUGGGAAUGUUGUCGCUAUUUAUUAUAUGGCCGGUAUUAACCGUCGCCUUAAACAAAAAGAAUGCAGGCCACAUUGGAUGCGAGGCGGACCCGGAUUGUCUAUCAGAUUCAGUACCACUAUUGAAAAAUAUGAGGACGGGCCUCAUCGACCCAGACACACCCGAAACGGUGAAGACGAAGACUGCAAAGGAUGGAACGAAGCUGGAACUGGUGUUCUCGGACGAAUUCAAGAAAUCCGGCCGCACAUUCUACGACGGUGAUGAUCCAUAUUUCCAAGCGGUGGAUAUCUGGUAUGGAGCGACACAGGACUUGGAGUGGUACGACCCAGACGCAGUUUCGACGGAUAAUGGCACGCUCAAUCUACGAUUCGACGCCUUUCAAAAUCACUUCCUCAACUACAGGUCUGGUAUGGUGCAGUCAUGGAAUAAAUUAUGUUUCAAGGGCGGCCGUUUGGAAGCAAGCAUAUCGUUACCGGGGCGAGGCGACGUUGAAGGCUUCUGGCCCGGAUUUUGGGCAAUGGGAAACCUCGGGAGGCCUGGAUACUUGUCCACAACUGACGGGCUGUGGCCUUACAGCUACGAGGACAAGUGCGAUGUUGGUAUCACCAAGAACCAGAGUUCUUCAGAUGGUCUCUCAUUGCUCCCUGGCAUGAGGCUUCCCGCCUGCACCUGUGCAGCCGAGGACCACCCCUCACCCGGCAAGUCACGGUCAGCCCCCGAGAUCGACUGUAUAGAAGCCUCCGUGGACUUUCUCGAUCCCGCUGUUACCAGCAGCUACACAGGCACUGCCUCGCAGUCAUUCCAACUUGCCCCGUUUGAUAUCUGGUACCAGCCUGACUACAACUUUGUCGAGCUCUACGACCAGCAAGUGACGGAGAUGAACACUUACCGCGGUGGUCCCUACCAGGAAGCAUUUUCCGCCGUGACGUACCUGAAUAACAAUUGGUACGACGGCAAUGCCUACCAGACCUACGGCUUUGAGUACAAGCCCGGCGCCAAGGGUGACAUGGUCUGGUUCGUCGGCGACGAAUACACAUGGAAGAUCGAUCCGCGAGCGCUCCGCCCGAACGGGAAUAUCGGACAACGCAUAUUUCCCGAGGAGCCGAUGGCCAUGAUCAUGAAUUUCGGCAUGAGUAAUUCGUUUGCGCAGGUCUUCCUGGCUGAUUUGGCGAAACUGAUGCCGGCAACUAUGCGCUUCGAUUAUGUCCGUAUCUAUCAGGAUCCGGAAGAGAAGAGUGUGACGUGCGAUCCGGUCGGAUAUCCAACGACGGAUUAUAUCAAGAAUCAUCCGGAGCCGUAUGCCAAUCCCAACUUGACGUUGUGGGAGAAAACCAACUAUAAUUGGCCGCAGAAUACAUUUGUUGAUGGCUGCAAAGCGUGAAUGGAUUAUAGAAGCUGUUGGUGAAGUGGUGAUACAAAGCGACGACAUUUCAGCGCACUGGAGGUGUACGAAAGAGUGUUUCACAACCCGAAACAAUGCAUUAGCAAAGCAAUUGAGCAGCUAGAGGUCCUCGUACCUGCAUAUUUCGCCAAUUGGACACUUGCCAGGUUGAACAAACGAGCCGGCGAGCUCGGCAGGAGUUUUUGGGAUUCGGCCGUAUUUAUGGCUAACGUUCGCAAUGGCGUAAUGAGCACUAUGGCGUAAUGAGCACCAAAACCCCCACCUUGCAACUUCAAAUCAAUUUUCAACUAUAAUACAAUUUCCUCCAAAUGCUGUCUUGUUAUUAGUACGGGUCUUAUUUUCAAUCUGUAAAACUGCCAACUGGAUUUCUUGCGUACUCAUUACUCUCUUGCCCCGCUUGUUGGUUCUACGUGCAGAUAGAACACUUUGGGUAUCUUGUAGCUCCUUAAGUAACAG